Messenger RNA from Neurospora crassa OR74A, 1023 nucleotides. RefSeq lists its product as hypothetical. The transcript has 4 exons. Lineage: Eukaryota; Fungi; Ascomycota; Sordariomycetes; Sordariales; Sordariaceae. The coding region runs from base 1 to 1023 and encodes 340 amino acids. The record is from RefSeq and is a predicted model, not a curated record.
AUGAAUUCACUUGAGACACCUUUCGUUCCCAAAAAGGCCUGUUCUCAGGAGCAGGCCGACCCUCAAAAAUAUUUCAAACUCAAGAAACAGGUCUCCCCCCAGGCAACGAAUCCGGGAAAGAAGAACGAUAACAAAAACAACCAGAUGGAGGAACUAUCGUUGAAUCCCGCGGAAGAAGGUCUUCUUCGUGGUAUGAGAGCAGAAAAGUUCAGAACUCUUUCCGCUCUCAAGCUGCGAGAACCCAGUUCCAAGGAAGCCGACAGGCUUGCCACGAAAAUCUCGCCGAUGGAUUAUAGACUGAAACGCGAACAAGACGCCAAGAAGCUGAAAAGGUUUAAACAGUACAGGCAUAUCCUUCAUGCUCCCAAAGGCUCAAGCACUCUCUCUGCCUGCAUCCCAAGCCACCCCUGGCCCGAGUUCUCUCAACCGCUUACCUGCCUCCACUGCAAUCUGACCACAGAUCACGUCAAUAUCCACCAAUUUCUUCCAACAAUCAACAUUCCCUGCCCAAAGAGCCCGGAAGUCAGAAUUCUGCAUGGCCAAGAUCUCUGUCCCUACCACGACUACUACCUUCUCAGUGGGUGUUCCCUUGGCUACCACGAGCUUCUGGCGCUCAGUGUGUUCCAGCAGUGGGGUAUAUCAUUUGGCACUGAGUGUGGAAGGGGGCCUGGAUCUCGGGAAGUCUUACUUCCGGAUAGACACUUUGAUGAGAAACGGUCACAUUUCAGAUAUUUCAUCGAUCGCAUGCGCGAGGAGGUGGUGGAGAAGAGGGGACAUCUGGUUACUACGGAGGCGGAUCUGAAGUUGGGGACGUUUCUUGGAGAAGGGACUGGAUCUGGGAAUGUUUUCGAAACGUGCGUUGGAGAAGAGGGGAGGAAGAACUUAGGGGCUAUUGGGGAUGGGAGGCCUGUUGUGAAGGGAAAAGAGACUGGAAAGGAGGAGGAAGACGAUGAGGAGGAUGAGGAGGCUAUGGAGGAUGUUGGGCCGGCGGGCGGAGACGCACCUUUGACUGCCCCUGAGUGA